Molecule: messenger RNA, 1665 nt
Organism: Xylona heveae TC161
Lineage: Eukaryota; Fungi; Ascomycota; Xylonomycetes; Xylonales; Xylonaceae
Exons: 3
Coding region: 453-1469 (338 amino acids)
Biological process (GO): U6 snRNA 3'-end processing
Cellular component (GO): nucleus
Molecular function (GO): 3'-5'-RNA exonuclease activity
Source: RefSeq, a predicted model, not a curated record
GGAGCAUACUGUCUGUCAUUUAUCCCUCUCUACUUGACGAAGGUAUGUCCUGCAUGUGCUUGUAGUUGUGCAGCCUUGCUGGAGUAGACUCCCUCUCUCCGACCAAGCAAAGAAACCGGUUGGUCACAGCAAACGGGGAAGAAACUCGAAAGGAAAGUCGUAUCUCGACCUUCAAUUCUAAAAUCGGAUGACAUUUUGGGUUCAGCAUGACCGCGUCCUCGCAACAAAAACACUUUCAAAGCCUUUGCGCUCAUUGCUAAAUCACUAGUAUUUUGACUACGCUGCUCGCUACCAGCAGUUUGAUAUGUUGUCGAGCGCUUUUCUCGCUCAGCUGUAAGCUUUCUCGCGCGCGCGGGCGUCACGAUCCAGGAACCGGACCGAUCGCCAGAACUGCUCGACUAGAUUUACGCUGCGAAGGCGUCCCUUUCCAUAUUUCACAGCUCUCGACGGCAAUGGCUCUAGUAGAUUACUCUGACUCGGAGCCAUCUGACGAUGCCUCGUCUUCUCCAAACUCUCGGCACACGACCACACUUAAGAGAAAACGCAGUGAUCAUUCUGCUGAGCCGGACCGCUCAGCAAUAGGGCCCAAGCUACCCCCUUUACCAGCCGAAUUUCAUGACCUUUACGCGUCGACAUCCAGAGUCAGUACACAAGAUGAUCCCAGCUUGCAUGGUGGUCGAAAGCGUGUGAUCCCUCAUGUGGAGGGAAAUUGGCCUACUCAUAUCUAUUUAGAGUGGCAUCCCACAUAUUCAGAAUUCGAGCAGCUUUCUUUGCUCUUGAAACUAGUGCAAAACAAGGCAUCUGCGACCGGAAGGAGCAUUCGAAGUCUUCUCUUGAGCGAUCUAGGUGCUCCGCUACCGCUUCACAUAAGUCUCUCUCGCCCGGUUGUUCUCAUCACUGAACAUCGUCAUUCUUUCGUCGAGAAAUUGGCCAAAGAUAUCGCCUCAUCUGGCACCCGCCCGUUUGACGUCGAGUUCACAGCUCUAGACUGGGUGGCUAAUUACGAAAACACUCGAUGGUUCCUUGUUUUAAGGCUCACUAGACCUUCUAACAAUGGGCUGAAUCGCUUGAUUCACAUCACAAACAAAACGCUGGCUUCAUUUGGCCAGCCCCCUCUCUAUUCUGAGUCAAAGCAAACGUCAAGAUUAGAAGUAACACGAGCUUCUGGGCCGGGGCGCGCCCAACGCGCAGAUCGAGGACGAAGAAAAGUUCCAAUUACAACAGAACCCAAACCAAACGAAGUAGAUUUUUCAACACAUUUUCAUAUUAGCCUUGGUUGGACUUUAGAAGCACCAUCCCCGGAGAUGAUCGAGCAACUUUGCGCAAAAGACAUAACUGCGGUACUCGACGAAUGGCGGGGAAAGGUGAAGGUCAAAUUCGACGUGGUGAAAGCAAAGAUUGGCAACACCGUCACCGCCAUUAACCUGCCAACCAAGGCAGGAGAGAGCGGCGGACUAAUUGGAUAUUAAAUCAAGCAAAUACAGCUCAUCUGCGUUUCGUCACAGCCCCGUGGCUAGGCAGAGAACGGUGGAGUUUUUUGCCAGUUGGGAGAAUUUCUUCGAUAUAAUCAGAUAUUUACAAGACGAAGAGCAAUUGGAGUCUCGUAAAGCUAAUAUGAGCCGUACCUUCGAUCCCUCUUGUUACGCCAAUGAGAUUCUAGAAGCC